GCUGCUGGGUCACGUGACUUUGUGUAAGACGGGCUGCCGGCCUCGGGCAGGGCUGGGUUGGGCGGAGCGGGGCGCAGUGCAGAGGCGACAUGGCGGCGGCGGGUCCUGGCGGAGAGCGGGAGCCCCCGCCGCGCAAAGGAGCCACCUCCUCGGAUCAAAUCCUUCAGACAGGAGCAGUUCUUCUUAAGGGCUUUAUUAGGGACCGCGUGCAGGGCUGCGGAGAUGCUGAACGCAUUGAAGCGACGAUGGCGGGGCUCGGGGGCUUGGAGCCUCCAAAUUGCAACUCUAGCACCAAGCAACUGAGCGACUGUCUGCGCCGGAUCGGGGACGAGCUGGAUGGAAACAUGGAGCUACAGAGGAUGAUAGAACAAGUUCAGAAGUAUCCCCCCAAGGAUGUUUUCUUCCGAGUGGCCAGCGAAAUGUUCUCUGACAAGAACUUCAACUGGGGUCGUGUGGUGGCUUUGUUCUACUUUGCCUGCAAGUUGGUUCUAAAAGCAGUUUGCACUAAAUUACCAGAGCUCAUAAGGACUAUCAUCAGCUGGACAAUGGAAUACAUCCAGAUACAUCUCCUAACUUGGAUCCAAGCCCAAGGCGGAUGGGAAGGCCUCCUGUCCUAUUUCGGCACCCCCACCUGGCAGACCAUUGCUGUAUUUGCCGCUGGCGUUCUGACUGCCUCGCUGACCUUCUGGAAAAUGUCUUAAUCCUCACCCCCCUCCGGAGGGGGGGUCCAUUUUCAUUGUGGGAGCAAAGGAGGGGCAGGUUCCCCCUAUUUCCUCAUUGAGAAAGAAAAUGUGCUAGGAUUGCUUUUCAGUCACGGGCCGGGGAGCUUUUUAAAACCAACCAUCCAAUGCUGUCGCUUAUUAUCUUGGUGCCUUUAAAACAAAUGUGCACACUUUUCUUCUUCUUCUUCCAAGAACUGUGUACUGCUUGGCUUUGCUCUUGCCUCUCCGUGCCUCUUGGGGUUAGAGGUCAGAGGAUGUGAAGGUUGUCUAGGCUACGGAAGGAUAAGGUUGAACAAGAAGAAGGUUAUGAAUUGCUUGUUCCUGUUUGCUGGAAGAUCUUUUAACUGUAUACAAAUACAGCAGUGUUUGUUUUUUGGGGAAGAAGACUCCCUGCCAACAACUGCAGCUGCAUAUUUGUCCCGACUUUCUCAAGUGGGAUGAUUUCGAAUGGAUUUGUUCAAGCAAGUUUCCUUGCUCUUUUUCUUUUCCCCUCUCUUCCUUGGGAUAAAUCUCAAAAGCUAAAUUGAUUCAGGUGUCUGGAAACGCAGAUCCAGAAUUCCUCAGGAGACAAUCAGGUUCUCUCCCCACCAGAAGAGAUUUGUCUGAGCAGAUGAGAGCAAUUUGGAUUUCCGCUGGUGAAUCUUUUUUUCCCCUUUUGCUUUCUUUCUUUUU
Molecule: messenger RNA, 1394 nt
Organism: Elgaria multicarinata webbii
Lineage: Eukaryota; Metazoa; Chordata; Lepidosauria; Squamata; Anguidae
Product: apoptosis regulator BAX-like
Exons: 6
Coding region: 90-701 (203 amino acids)
Biological process (GO): intrinsic apoptotic signaling pathway in response to DNA damage; release of cytochrome c from mitochondria; positive regulation of apoptotic process
Cellular component (GO): mitochondrial outer membrane
Molecular function (GO): protein homodimerization activity; protein heterodimerization activity; channel activity
Source: RefSeq, a predicted model, not a curated record